GCCCCGCCCCUCCCGGUUCUCUCCAGCGGCGGGCGCUGUGAGGUAAAUAGAAGCGGAUCGCAAAAUGGCGGAGCUGCCCAGUCCCGUGCGAGGGGCGACGGUGGCGGCGCCGCCGCCUUUGCCGCCCUCGGCUCUGGCCGUCGACGCCCGCGUCUCCCCGCGCGGGCUCCAGCCGCCGGCCGCCAAGCGCCUCAAGGCGGACGAGCGCGGCUUCAAGGCGGCCAAGCGCCUCAACGGCGAGGGCCACAGGCAGCCGCCGCCGCCGCCGCCUCACAUCCCCGUGGCGUCUUCCCCGGCAGGCCCCGCCGUGUGGAGCCUGGCCGCCUUCUCCUCAGGCGGCGGAAGCGGCGGCCCGGCGAGCGGCGGCUCCUUCGUCUUCCAGCCCCAGCUGCCCGCCAAGUUGCUCCUGCCGCCGCCGCCCCUCUGCCUGGCCGGCGUGGAAGGGCCCGUCGGGGCCAAGAGCAAGCGGCCCAAGGAGAAGCGCGAGAAGGAGAGGCGGAGAGCCGGGGCCCUGGCCGGCACCGCGGCGUCCCCGGGAAGCGGCCGGGAGGAGAACGGCGGCGACCUGAAGAUGCUCCUCCAGCAGCGCCACCAUCGGCACCACCAUCGCCCGGGAGAUGAAAUCAUCAGAGAGAAAACCACAGAACGAGACAAGGAAAAGCAGAAAGAAAAGAAGAAGCACAGGUUAAUGUCUGAAAUAAAAAAAGAGAAUGGAGAAAUGAAAUUAUUUCAGAAAGAUGUAAAAGAAAAGGUGAAAAGCAAUGCAGACGAUCUACAGAUCAAAAAGGUAAAGAAGAAAAAGAAAAAGAAACAUAAAGAGUGUGAAAAACGGAAGCGUCCCAAAAUGUACAGUAAAUCUAUUCAGACCAUCUGCUCAGGAUUGCUUUCCGAUUUUGAGGAUCAGGAAGCCAAAGGCAUUGCGGAUCACCACCAUCACCACCACCACCACCAUCCUCUUAAAGAUUUCAGUGAGAAACAUAAGAAUCCCAAGAAGGACUCUGAGUCCGAGAGAGCGGAGAACAGUGAGUCUCCCUUUGUGUCGUUAAAGGAGCCACGGGUUCAGGAUAAGCUCCAAAGGUUGGACGCGUUGGAGUUCAAAGAGUUCAUUCAUGUUGAGCACCAGCCUAACGGAGGUGCCUCAGUGGUUCAUGCCUACACUAAGGAGCUCUCCCACUUGUCUCCCGUGGAGAUGGAGAGAUUUGCAGAAGAAUUUCUGGGUUUGGUUUUUAGUGAAGAGGACAACUGUGCAGCUUACUAUGUAAUGGGAAUUGUUCAUGGGGCAGCUACUUAUUUACCUGACUUUUUAGACUACUUUUCGUUUAAUUUUCCCAAUUCGCCAGUGAAAAUGGAGAUUUUGGGAAAGAAAGAUAUAGAGACUACGACUAUGUCCAAUUUUCAUGCUCAGGUAAAAAGAACAUAUUCCCAUGGUACGUACAGAGCCGGUGCGAUGAGGCAAAUCAGCUUGGUUGGAGCAGUAGAUGAGGAAGUUGGGGAUUAUUUUCCAGAGUUCCUUGAUAUGCUGGAAGAUUCACCUUUUUUAAAAUGUACUUUACCCUGGGGGACUCUUUCUAGUCUGAAACUAGAAAGUCGGAAAGACAGCGAUGAUGGUCCCAUCAUGUGGGUACGUCCAGGAGAACAGAUGAUUCCUGUGGCAGAUAUGCCAAAGUCGCCUUUCAAAAGGAAAAGAACUACCAAUGAAAUUAAAAACCUGCAGUACCUACCUCGUACUAGCGAGCCUCGUGAAAUGCUUUUCGAAGACAGGACACGAGCCCAUGCAGAUCACAUAGGACAAGGAUUUGAACGACAGACCACAGCUGCCGUCGGAGUGUUAAAGGCAGUGCAUUGUGGAGAAUGGGUUGAACAGCCUCGCAUAACCAAAGACGUAAUUUGUUUUCACGCGGACGAUUUCUUAGAGGUAGUUCAACGACUGCAGCUAGAUUUGCACGAGCCUCCACUUUCUCAGUGCGUCCAGUGGGUGGACGAUGCGAAACUCAACCAGUUACGAAGGGAAGGCAUCCGCUACGCCAGGAUCCAGUUGUACGAUAACGAUAUUUAUUUUAUACCGCGGAACGUUAUACAUCAAUUCAAGACAGUUUCAGCUGUGUGUAGCUUGGCGUGGCACGUGCGCCUCAAGCCGUACCACUCGGAGACCGAGAACCAAGCCCCCUACGAAACGGACCCCCCAACCGAUCCCACGUCUUCUUCUGUUACGGGGCUUCAGGCUGGCAGUGCCCUCCAUCCCACGGACAUUGGCGCCUCCGAAGAAACCAAAUUCUCAAGUAGCCUUCAGACUAAACACGCGAAGCAGGAGGUUCCCUGCACGCCACACGAACCUGCUCUCUCUCUCCAGCAUUCAGAGGGGCCCCUUCCCGUUGACCUUCCCGAAAAGACGGCAGCCUCCAGAGCUGCGGAAUGUCAGAAAGCUCAAGCCAGACCGGAUCACGCUCACUUGACAGGCUGGAGACUUGAGGCUGACUCGAACCCCGACCCCGGCCACCAAUACACGCAGGACAGCCUGUGCCCCGGGGGUCGUGUGAAUCAGGAAGACACAAGGCAGAGGAGCUCAACUUACUCGAGUCUGCACGGCAAACCAGACGACGAUUUUUUGUGUUAAGUGUGCGUGCGUGCGUGCGUGGGCGCGCGUAUAUGUUUUUAAAAUACUUUUAAAAUAUAACGACACAAUGUAAGGAGGCUUACAUUCUGUGAGGCAGGUUUUUUUUUUAAAAAAAAACAAACCUGCCCUUGCAGCUGUUGCAGCAUAAAAUAGUUUAUGUAGCUUUGUAACAUUCCUCCGUGCCUGUCCGUAACUGUAAACCAGUGUUUCUCAACCUUGACCAUUUUAAGGUAUGUGGACUUCAACUCCCAGAAUUCCACAGCCAGCAAUGCUGGCUGUGGAAUUCUGGGAGUUGAAGUCCACAUGCCUUAAAAUGGUCAAGGUUGAGAAACACUGCUGUAAACGUUUGAAAGCACUUAGGGCCAGAUGCACUGUAAACACUGCAGGUAUAACAUAAAAAAAGUCUUUAAAAUAUGAGUUGUAGGUUUUAGAAUAGAGCUGACAUUUAACAUAUAUAUAUUUUUUGUAAGGUAAGCCAGAAUUCUUUUUUGACAAUUCCAGGCUUUUCCAUAGAGCUUAUUUAUACCAUUUUUUUUCCUCCUUUUUAACGUGUCAGCACUGUAGUGUAAAUAGCUUUUUUUAAAAAAAAACAACAACACGAAACGAAACAAAAAAACAAAAAACUUUUUAGUGUGAUUUAUAUUAAAAUGUGAGCCGCUUAAUAAAGGUUCAUAAUAAUUAUUUUUAUUUUGGAAAAAAAAUCUCAGUCCUGGUAUAAAAAAACAAAAACAAAAGGGAAAUAUUCUUAUAUUAAAAAUGUAUAGCUGUAUUAAGUAAGAGAGAAUUUGUUGUUGAAUUUCCACAAAAAUCUUAACCUGGAGAAGAAUAAGAAAGGUGCACUUCCUUUGGGUCGGAUGCUAGACAAUAUAUCAGAAUUAAGACAAAACUCUCUUCCCUUUUCCCAUCUUUCGAACCUAGACUUCAGCAAGGAUUGAACAUUUGAGUACUCUUGACCGGCAUAUCACUAAAGUGGAGUCCUAAUGGGUGGCAAAUCAUAAAUAAAUACAAAAAAGAGGGAUACAAAAAAAGAACAGUACUACAGUUUAUCAGUUAUUUGAAAAAAAAAAUGUAUCAAUAGACUAGCACUGCUCCACUUAUUUCUUUCCCCCCUGUCCUUUGGGCACUCAGUUCUGCAGAUAACUAAAGAGAGUUUUACAAUACCUGUAAGAAAGGAAAAAUAAAGAGCAGUGCAUUUACAACCAAGAAUAUCGCGCCGGAUCAGUAUGAAUUUCCCUCAUGCAUCUGGCUAAAUACAGUGAGGAAUCUGCUUAGUUUAAUGCCCUCUGGGCCAGAACUUAAAAAGUUUUCCUUUAUACAACAGAACACAAGAACCACUGCCUGUUUCUGCCCUCUUUUAUGGCACGAACCCUCUUCCAUUAUUCCCAGCUAUAAUAUGAAAAAUAGCCACUAAAAUAUCCGCCCGUCUUGUCAAUUCCAUUUUGAGUCUUCAGCUUUGCCAUCCAGGUGGUGACGAUCUUCACCGCAACCUUGGCCUCGCCAUUUGGUUGAGCACGCAAUAAACCUUCUCCUUGUCACAUC
Molecule: messenger RNA, 4153 nt
Organism: Crotalus tigris (Tiger rattlesnake)
Lineage: Eukaryota; Metazoa; Chordata; Lepidosauria; Squamata; Viperidae
Gene: RSBN1L
Product: round spermatid basic protein 1 like
Exons: 8
Coding region: 65-2614 (849 amino acids)
Cellular component (GO): nucleus
Source: RefSeq, a predicted model, not a curated record